CGUUGUACAGUCUCAGCAGCCCCGCCUCCCGGCCACUGCUCCGCACACCUCCUGUGUCACCUUGGGGGUCUCUCCGGUCAGUCGGUGGCAAGAUGGCGGAAAGGAAGAGCUCCCCCAAAUCUAUCAAGUUCCUCUUCGGGGGGCUGGCCGGGAUGGGGGCCACAGUUUUCGUACAGCCACUGGAUUUGGUGAAAAAUCGGAUGCAGUUGAGUGGAGAAGGAGCCAAAACCAAGGAAUACAAAACCAGUUUCCAUGCUGUUGGCAGUAUCCUGAAAAACGAAGGCUUGGGAGGCAUCUAUACAGGGUUAUCAGCUGGUCUUCUGCGCCAGGCCACCUAUACCACUACACGUCUUGGUAUUUACACCAUCUUGUUCGAGAAGCUGACGAAGGCUGAUGGCACACCACCUAACUUCUUAAUGAAAGCUGCUAUUGGGAUGACGGCAGGGGCUACCGGAGCCUUUGUAGGGACACCAGCAGAAGUGGCUCUUAUUAGAAUGACCGCAGAUGGAAGGUUACCUCCUGACCAGAGGAGAGGAUACAGCAAUGUGUUUAAUGCUCUAGUAAGGAUGAGUAGAGAAGAGGGGAUCACCACGCUGUGGAGGGGCUGUGUACCCACCAUGGCUCGCGCUAUUGUUGUAAAUGCUGCACAGUUGGCAUCCUACUCCCAAUCCAAGCAGUUCCUACUUGAUUCUGGAUAUUUCCGGGAUGAUAUCCUCCUCCACUUCUGUUCCAGUAUGAUCAGCGGCUUGGUCACCACGGCUGCCUCUAUGCCAGUCGACAUCGCAAAAACCAGGAUACAGAAUAUGCGAAUGAUAGAUGGAAAGCCUGAGUACAAGAAUGGACUGGAUGUCCUUAUGAAGGUGGUGCGGUAUGAAGGAUUCUUCAGCCUCUGGAAAGGCUUCACCCCUUAUUACGCCCGGCUGGGACCCCACACUGUUCUGACCUUCAUCUUCCUCGAACAGAUGAACAAAUACUAUAAGCAGUUUUUCCUGAGCGGAUGAUAAGACUUUGUACCCCCCCCGUCUAUUUAUGUGGCUUACAGACCCAAAUCCUGGAGCCAAACCCCCCUCUUCCUCCUCCUAGCCAGGAAAUUACAAAACGGAGCCCCAAAACAUCCCCUGGGCCCCUUCUGGUUUACAUUGUGUAACAAGUGUGCAAUAGCAGGGGAGGGGGCUCUGUCUUAAUAACGCUUUAAAGAAGAACUUCACAAAGCACUUAAUGUGUGACCCCCAUUGUAUUCUUUUUUUUUUUUUUGUAAGUCCCAAAAUGUUACGGUGCCCUUAUGGCUUUAAGUGCCAGGUACAUAUGCAUACAUCAACACUGUUACCUUUUCAUAGAAAACGCACAACCCCCUUUCUGUGGGGGAGGAAUGACAAAUAUUUUUGUGACGACUCUAGCAUCCAGGUACACGUUCCCAAAUUUUAAACUUUUUCCCAUCAUAUUAUACAUGUGCGGAUGUGAACCAGGAGAAAAAAAAACUUGCUUCAGGAGCAAAAAUUACUUAGGGGGGCAUGGGCUCAAACACAUAGCUUGUGAAGGUGUCGGAUACAGGAAUUUGAUUUAGAUACUCUCCCAUCUUGUAAGGAGAUGAGGCUAUACUAUUCUUGACAUCCAAAGCUUUUUGUUUUCAAAAACAUAUUUUGCUUUUUUUCUUACUUUUUUUUGUGUUAAACUGGUGUUCUGCUUUCUAUGUCUGCACAAUCACACAUGGGGUCUCUCUCAGUAGCAAAGGGUUAAAACUUAAAGGGGAACUCCAUGCUGACAUGACACAUGGGCAGGAGAAGCAGGAAAAGCGUAGUGUGUAAAUUAUUGGCACCUCUAGUGAUUCUCCAAUCUUAAAAACUGACUUCUGAGAUCUGCAGUCCAAGCUACUAGCUUCUCCCACAGUGUGGGAGGAGCCUUGUACAGCAAGGGAGGGACCUCUUGAGCAAGGGAGGGGCCUUCCAAAGCAAGAUUUACCAUAGAUGAAGGAAACAGAGGGGAGUGUAAUCUACCAAGCUACUGUCUUCUCUCACACGGUGGGAGGAGCCUCUUACAGCGUGGGAGGGACCUCUUGAGCGAGGGAGGGGCCUUCCAAAGUGAUGGAGGGUCACUGUUAAAGCAAGAUUUACCAUAGAUGAAGGAAACGGAGGGGGGGUGUAAUCUACCAAGCUACUGUCUUCUCCCACGUGUUGGGAGGAGCCUCUUACAAUAUGGGAGGGAGGGUCACUGUUAAAGCAAGUUUUAAUAUAGAUCAAGGACACAGAAGUGAGUGUAGUCUACCAAGCUACUGUCUUCUCCCACAGGGUGGGAGGAGCAUCCUUCAUUGCAGGAGGGACCUCUUGAGCGAGGGAGGGGCCUUCCACAGUGAGGGAGGAGCACUAUUAAAGCAAGAUUACCAUAGAUGGAGGACAAAGAGGUGAGCGUAAUCUACCCGCAGUACUACUCCUGCUUCUCCUACCCCGGCUCUACCAAAUCCUCACAGCUAGAAUAAUCGGAAUGGAGUUUUCCUUUUAAAUUGUUAUUUUUGGAGUGACCUCAGCCAAAGCGAUUUUGUUUUUUUAUCAUCUGUUUUCUCUGGAGACGGUUUCUUUGUCGGGGUAUUAUAUUAUUAUUUGCUGAUAAAUUAUAUUUAUGGAAAGCGAAAUGCAGACCUGUAACUUCUAAUGAGAUUUCGGUAUAUAAACUGCAAUUUGUCCUUAUUA
This is a messenger RNA of Rana temporaria (common frog), 2684 nucleotides long. It is a transcript of the gene SLC25A11, whose product is annotated as solute carrier family 25 member 11. Gene Ontology annotation, biological process: succinate transmembrane transport; malate transmembrane transport; oxaloacetate transport. NCBI's taxonomy places the organism in Eukaryota, Metazoa, Chordata, Amphibia, Anura, Ranidae. The transcript has 8 exons. The record is from RefSeq and is a predicted model, not a curated record. Gene Ontology annotation, molecular function: succinate transmembrane transporter activity; sulfate transmembrane transporter activity; oxaloacetate transmembrane transporter activity. The coding region runs from base 93 to 1001 and encodes 302 amino acids.